Molecule: messenger RNA, 6800 nt
Organism: Dermacentor silvarum
Lineage: Eukaryota; Metazoa; Arthropoda; Arachnida; Ixodida; Ixodidae
Gene: aPKC
Product: protein kinase C iota type
Exons: 18
Coding region: 347-2173 (608 amino acids)
Biological process (GO): protein phosphorylation; establishment or maintenance of cell polarity
Molecular function (GO): protein binding; protein serine/threonine kinase activity; ATP binding
Source: RefSeq, a predicted model, not a curated record
AGAGACUGGGCAGGCAUUGUAAAUAUGCAGGAGAUAGCCCAAGAUGCUAUGCGAAAGACGUUUCCGCUUCCGUUUGGCACAACCCAGCAUGGCGGCGGUGGAAUUUCUGCUUUGACUCAUUGGGGUGUUUGUGCAGCAAGAUUGGCGAGCGCUGCAAGUGCUGAAAUGCCUGAGCGGUUGAAGACUGUGAAAUCGACGUCGCGGACGCGCUGUCUGCGACGCUAGUUAGCCUUUUAUGUUCGCGAAAAUCGCGAUCCUAUGAGCAGUCGCUGCGCGCUUCUCCCGCGAGUUGACCACAGGACAUCAAUCUGCUGCUUCGCUCUGAGUAAUUAAUUCGGCCUCCAAGAUGACUGACGGCGAAGGCAACGAAAUUCGUGUCAAGACGGCCUACAAUGGGGAAAUCAUGGUCAUGUACAUCGACCCAUCCAUCGCUCUCGAAAAGCUCUGCAAAGAGAUGCGUGACAUCUGCAAAUUCAACGAGGAGCAGCCAUUCACCAUGAAGUGGGUCGACGAAGAAGGCGAUCCAUGCACCAUUUCAUCACAGGAAGAACUGAACGAAGCCAUCCGUCUGUACGAACUCAACAAGGACUCGGAGCUCACCAUACACGUUUUUCCUAAUGUCCCCGUGGCCCCUGGUAUGCCCUGUGCUGGAGAGGACAAGAGCAUCUACAGAAGAGGGGCUCGGCGGUGGCGUAAACUCUAUCGUGUCAACGGCCACAUCUUCCAGGCGAAGCGUUUUAACCGGCGUGCGUUCUGCACCUUCUGCCUGGACCGCAUCUGGGGGCUGGGCAGGCAGGGCUUCAAGUGCAUCAACUGCAAACUCAUGGUGCACAAGAAGUGUCACAAGCUCAUCAAGCUGGCUUGCUCGGGACCUCUUAAAAAUGACCAGGACCAGUUUGCUGAGUCGUCUGCCCCCACUACGCCAGCGCCAUCGAGGACAAACGACACAAAUGGCGGCGAUGUCAACGGCACGAGUUUGACCAGAGCUGGAACUCCCAGGCAUAAGACACAUCAAAGGGCAAGCUCAGCUGUCGAAACAACUACCGACUCUGCUGGCCACCUUGGCCAAGGCAUUGAUGACCAAGUUUCGGGAGGGCAGGUGGAAUCUGGUGGAGACUCGUGCCAGUACGGUCUGCAGGACUUUGACCUGAUCCGUGUGAUUGGCCGUGGCUCUUACGCCAAGGUGCUCAUGGUGGAACUCAAGAAGACCAACCGGAUCUACGCCAUGAAAAUCAUCAAGAAGGAGCUUGUCACUGAUGAUGAGGAUAUUGACUGGAUCCAGACAGAAAAGCAUGUGUUUGAAACAGCCUCCAACUACCCAUUCCUUGUGGGCCUGCACUCCUGCUUCCAGACAGAGAGCAGGUUGUUCUUUGUGAUCGAGUUUGUGCGGGGAGGUGACCUGAUGUUCCACAUGCAGCGGCAGCGCCGCCUGCCGGAAGAGCACGCUCGCUUCUAUUCGGCCGAAAUCUCUCUCGCCCUCAACUUUUUACACGAAAGGGGCAUCAUUUAUCGGGACUUGAAAUUGGACAAUGUCUUGUUGGACCAUGAGGGCCACAUCAAGUUGACCGACUAUGGCAUGUGCAAGGAGGGCAUUCGUCCUGGUGACACUACAAGCACCUUUUGUGGGACACCAAAUUACAUCGCCCCUGAAAUCCUCAGAGGGGAAGACUAUGACUUCAGCGUAGACUGGUGGGCGCUGGGCGUGCUCCUGUACGAAAUGCUGGCGGGCCACUCUCCUUUCGACAUCAUGGGCACCAGCGAAAAUCCUGAUGAGAACACCGAAGAUUUCCUCUUCCAGGCAAUCCUCGAGAAGACGAUCCGUAUUCCACGCUCUAUUUCGGUCAAAGCCCAGUCAGUGCUCAAAGGGUUCUUGAACAAGAACCCUGUUGAGAGGCUAGGCUGUCACCCGACUACGGGCUUCAGUGACAUCAUGUCGCAUGCAUUCUUCAAGAGCAUCAAUUGGGAGCAGCUGGAGGGAAAACAAGUGACUCCGCCAUACAAGCCCAAACUUGGCACGGAGCGCGACUUCGAGCACUUUGACCCGCAGUUCACAAGCGAGCCUGUGCAGCUGACUCCUGAUGAUACGAAAGUCAUCUCGAAGAUUGACCAGUCGGAGUUCGAGGGAUUUGAGUACGUCAACCCGCUGCUGAUGUCGCUGGAGGAUUGUGUGUAGCUGUCCCUUGUAUUAUCUCACUCGUUCUUUGUUUCAUUUCCGGCCCGUGUCUCGACGCAUGGGUGGAGUCGAGGGCAUCUUGGGCUCCUUUUCUCCACAUUCCACGUGUGAGCUUCGGGGCCCGCAACACGGGCAGACCAAAAUAGGGCCAAGCCAGCUCACUAAGCACUCCUGCUCAUUUUUUGAGUGUCUGGUUUAAGGAAAUUACCAAGCGGCGCGAUUGUUCUCGAAAGGUGUUGGAUCUUUGUGUCACUCUGUAACGAGUUGUACCAUCGGUGUAACGAGCAGACACCGUGGCAGUUCUGUUUUGAGCACUUGACCACAGGAUUGGGCUGGCUUGCCUUCUGUGGACCACACACCUCAAAGGAGGCCUUCUUUUUAAUUAGUCCGCGAUAGUUUCUCGUGCAGAUAUUACCGCGAGCGAGUGUCGGGGUGUGGCCGUGCAAGACUCUUGUGGCAGGCCUUUCUCGAGCUUGCUGGUACGCGUGCAUUACGUGUUGUUGCCUUCAUCUGCCGUCGCUGCUGGGUGGUGGAGAAUUGUUCGUCGUAAAGCUUGGCGUGCUAGUACAGGUAGCACAGAACUGUAUCUGACAAAGCCGUUGUUAUUAAGUGAGAAGCAGUUCUUUUCCUACGAUACUUAAGUGUGUGAAGCAGCCUUGUAGCAUCAUUUGAGCCAGAGUUCGUUACAUUUUUCUCUUCUUUGUUUCACACUAGCAAGAGCAGCCCACAGGUUGUUUUUGGCAAGUUAGAAAUGGUUUUUAAUGUAGUUCCAGGUUACUCAACAUGUGUAAGGACAUGCAGAACGCAUUUUUAUUGUCUCAGUUUUUGUAUUUUAGAGUCGCUGACAUGCACCUGCCGCACUCGAUGAAAGCAGCCGUCAAAGUGUGGGCAGUUAAGAGGCAGUAGUCCCUCCAGUGGAAAACGUCCUUUGUCAAGUAGCACCUUCCGUUGAGUUCGUGUGCACAUAUAUAUAUAGAAGCAUUGUGGUGUUGCUCCACAAGCCGCAGCAUCCUUCUGGGGUCCUUUUUUUUUUUUUUUUUUCAUCGUCAAGAGCCGAGUAGAGCCCCAGUGCUGCUGUGUUUAUCAUAGUAUUAGGCGUCUUCUCUUCCUUAUUGUCCUGACACGCCAGGGACCUACAAAAGAGUGCAUUCCAUCCAUCACUGUCAGCAGUUGUGGUUCUCUCUUUUCUCCGUAGAUGUAGUUCCGCAAAAUUGGACCAGUGCUGCUAGCACCGCAGACUCUCUUCGAAGUCUUUAAGCCUGCUUUCCUGCAUUGUAGUAUGCCAACGUAAUGGUGGUGACAGUUGCCUUGUGCAACUCACCUGCACAGUGAAUGAUGGUGGGUUUUCACGGGAGAAGCUGUGAAGUACGACUGCCCAGUGCUAGUAUAUAUGUUCAGCGCUUGAUCUUCACUUGCAUGAUGACCAGUGCCACCAGUAUGUAGGCUAAGGUGUAACGUGUAUCACUCUAACAUAAUUGCACCCUUCAUGGUGUAAUUUUUUCCCGCAAUGCAUAGUCGUCAUUAUUAUUGAGGGAACAGUUUUUCCUCUGAUGCUGCGUACCGCCACAUAGUGUUACCAACAAAAAAGUUCCAAGCCUUAAAGCAUGUAAUGUGUGUACACUCUAAAUGGUGCAACAAGCUUAACGACAAAGAAAGAUGAAAUUAACGACUAGGAAAAAGGCUCGUUGACUAGCUUCGUUCUAUUUCCUGUACAUUGAAAUGGUGCUGAAGCAGCCACCAAGCAGCUUGUGCUCAUUGUUAGUGGCAGAUGACAGUGGUUUCCUGUCGUAGCUUCAAUGUGGUGCCACUUUUCUAGGUUUUGUAUGUUAAGGUGUUAGGGCCGUGGGUAGGAACUCUUGUCUGAUCUAGUACAACUCCUUUUCCCAUCGCGGGCAGUUUAUGAUGUUGUUCCCAUCAUCACUGUGGGCUAAAGAAAAGUAGGCGUAACUUAACGGAGCAAACAGCAGAUGUUGCGAGACAGUUGUAAUUUGCACUUCACUAACAGAUACUUAAGAUGUGAUAGUAAUGUAAUGUGGCACCUCUAUGGCCUUCUCUAGUUGUUAGUGACCUGAUCUUACCACUUGUACUGAAUUGGGGCAUAGGCAGCCUAAUGUUUACAAUAACAUGUCUUGACUGAAAGUUUGAAUCUUACCAAAUCGAGGGAGGAUGGCAUUUCUUCGUUCAGCAGUGAAGCAACACUAAUGGGCUGCUUCGAAAUGAGCGAUGCAUUUAUAGAAAAUGUUUACAUUGAAUGCUAGGCCAUUCUUUAGGGCUUUCUAGAGAGACCGUCCCUGCCAUCUGCACGUUGAACAUGCUACGGUGUGACCCUUUCCAGCACUUCUUGUACCAUAUAGAAUUUGUAGCAGAGAGCAUCUCUUCCAAACAGGCGAGCAUAUAAGGCGGUUGCUUUUUAUUUUAUUUGCAGAUUGUUGAGUUCUUGCUGUCUUAUCUGGUUUUAACAUCUUGAGAGCAGUUGUGUAAACAAGCAUAGGCUCGAGUCAGCUUCAGGAUCAAGCGAAUUUUAUCCUUAUAAAAUUAAUAUUCAGUAUGUUUUACUUUGCAGCAGCAAGUGCUGUAACUGUGUCCUUCCUUCUUUCUCCGUUGCCCUUAGUAACGUUUCGCGUGCUCCGAAUUUUGGUAAAUUUUAUUUUUUUACACAUUCCUGCCACACAUGUCACUUUUAGAGAUGGCUUAUGUGCAAUGUAAAGUGUGUUGACAUGUGAUGUGGCCUUCUCAAAAGGACACUGCGCUUGUACAUCUAUGUACAUCUCUGAACCAGUAUGUGUAGAUGUUCUUUAUCACAGAGAGCGCCAAGUUCCCAGAAAGAUAGUGACAGAAUAUGCAUGAAUGCCGUUCAUUGACUAGAUAGCUUAGAUAUUUCUGAACCAGGGAAAAAAGUGAACUCAAAAAUUUGUGGCUGUCGUAUUUUCCACGUGCUUGAUGUGCAUGGGUGCUGUUUGCUUUUGUUUCAUUCAUAGUUAAAUUUUUAAAAAAUUUGGUUCAGAAUUUUUCACAAUGUCCGCAGGAGGCAGGCAUUGGACAGAGCCAGUGUGUAGCGUACAGCUAUGCCUGUCCGUGCACUUUCAACUUCAGUGUAUUUUUGCGAGAGCUGCUUGGUCUCACGAAAGUUGAACAUGCAGGAACACUUAACAGAUUCCAAAGUGAUGCAGCGUGUUUAAAAAAAUAAUUGCGCUAUUGUGAUGACCUCUUGUUGAAGACUACUUGUUGAAUGAAUCCCUUCUUAUCACUCGAGGCUAAAGUGUUUACCGCAAACAUAUGUACACAACAAAGCACGCUAAAGUUUUGUCAGCGUGUAUUAGCCUUAUUUUCUUUGUCAACCACAGAGUAUUUAUAUGACUGUAAUGCAUUACAUUGCUUUGUUUUUCUUUUUUUUAUGAUGGUGAUUAUUACUUGUCAUUUGUUGCCGUUUGCUCAUUAUCAUAUUGCUUUGUUGUUUUCAUGAUUGUGAUUUUGUAUGCAUAUAUAGCAGUUUGGCUAAGGUCACCAAACUGCAGUCAUGCUGUUGCUCCACCAUAGGCACUUUAUUAUUAUUAUUAUUUUUAUUUUAUCUUUUAAAUUUUCAGUUUAUGCCAGCUCACUUUGAAACCAUUUCAUGACAGUACUCAAUUGUGCUAUUAUUCCUGCUGCGUUUUUUUUUUUUUUAAUCUCUGAUUUACAAGUUGUGCUAAUGUGCUUUUGUGACUCACUGCAUGUAUUGUUUUUAAUAAUCCACUGUGUUAUUUGUAAUUGUGAAUUUGUUGUGCAUACACGCUUUCGCUUGUCACAGUGGCUGCUUUUGUGGCGUGCAUUGUGUUGUACAGGAGACUGAAGUUUCGCCACAUUUUCGUAACCUUUAUAUAUAUAUAUAUACAUGUACGUAUACAUAAUCAAACACGAUUGUCAGAGAAAUGUUGCCUCGGCACUUCGCGGAAAAUAAUAUCUUCAGACGCUUGCGAAAUGAAUGCUUGUUAACCCUUGCUAACUUGGUCACUGUUGGCUAUAUAUGGGUUAGCACUUGUACAGUUGACAAGAAACACAUAUAGAAUAUUUAUUCUGCAUCACAUUCACAGUAGCAGUGCAGACUCACAGUACACAAAUGGAGAGAUAAAAAAAGAUAACACAUCUGUUGCAGCCACCACUAACUUUUAUUGACAGGAAUGAGUGCUAUACGAACACAUGCACGGCGGAAUGUUACAUUCUGACUAGCAAUAAAAAUUUUAUUCUUUAUCUAACCGUUCAAACACUUAAUUAGUUAUGCCGAUUAAAAAAAAUUGUGGCUUGUGUUUAUGUAAAAUCUUAAAUGCUUGUCUGAUACGUGUGUCGUUCAAUCAAGCGAUAUGAAAAGCACAAGCAAGUUCUUGGUGUGCUGCUCACUUUUUGUUUUUAAUGAAAUUCUUGCUUUACAUAUCUAUAGAAGUUUUCCCUCUGAAUAAAGUUUCGAGUGCAGUGGCUGUGUUAGCUCUCUUAAAUCCUCUAUAGUCUACCAUUUGUUUGCACUGCUAUUGUGAAUGCAAUCAGCCACCAACUACCGAGCUGUCAAAACUACUGAUCUAGCAGCACAUUGUUGCAACAUGCUGAUUGCAAUUGCAAUCUGAACUUGUAGCUUGUUACUAAAACAAAACAAAAA